This is a messenger RNA of Silurus meridionalis, 2106 nucleotides long. RefSeq names its product down-regulator of transcription 1 (gene dr1). The transcript is spliced from 3 exons. Gene Ontology annotation, cellular component: negative cofactor 2 complex. Gene Ontology annotation, molecular function: general transcription initiation factor activity; TBP-class protein binding; protein heterodimerization activity. Gene Ontology annotation, biological process: negative regulation of transcription by RNA polymerase II; RNA polymerase II preinitiation complex assembly; positive regulation of transcription by RNA polymerase II. Lineage: Eukaryota; Metazoa; Chordata; Actinopteri; Siluriformes; Siluridae. Bases 495 to 1025 code for a protein of 176 amino acids. The record is from RefSeq and is a predicted model, not a curated record.
GAGCACGGCACCGGAUAUCCUCCAGCCGUGCAUUGUGGGAUUGACUCAGAAGAUCGCUAUAACAACCGUGGGGGAAAAAAAUAUUCAAAGUAAUGAAUUAAAUGGUGCUACCGGGGCGUUUCAUGCAAUAUAACUUCACAAUGCCUCGGUUUAUAAUAAGUUUAGUCCAGUAGCCAAGUUCUCCCAAUGUAACGUGAUUUGUUUUGGUCGCGGCAAUUCAGCAUUAAUUAGGAGCACGUUCAAAUAGUGGAAACGCUUCCAUUCGCUUGUGCACUUUUUAUACUUGUAGUAAUACAUUCCGUAGAAUUGUUUAGUUAGCAUCCUUUAUUCGUAUUCUCUACUUAUCCAUCCUGUCAAAAUUAAUCACAGACCCUGGGGAAAACAAAACCCAGCUCCUUCACUUCACCGAUUUCGGCUUCCGUCCCUUUAAACCUGGUCCACCAGCUCGCUGGAGAAGUUCCCGUGAAAAUCAAAAGUGAAUUCACAGGUAGAGAAUGGCUUCCUCGUCCGGAAACGACGACGAUCUCACCAUCCCGAGGGCGGCCAUCAACAAGAUGAUUAAAGAAACUCUUCCCAACGUGCGGGUGGCCAACGACGCCCGAGAGCUGGUGGUGAACUGCUGCACCGAGUUCAUCCACCUGGUUUCCUCCGAGGCCAACGAGAUCUGCAACAAGUCCGAGAAAAAGACCAUCUCCCCCGAGCAUGUCAUCAAUGCACUUGAAAGUCUUGGCUUUGGAUCCUACAUUACGGAAGUGAAGGACGUUUUGCAGGAAUGUAAGACAGUUGCACUAAAGCGGAGAAAGGCAAGCUCACGUUUGGAAAACCUCGGCAUCCCUGAAGAGGAGCUUCUUCGCCAGCAGCAGGAGUUAUUCGCCAAGGCACGGCAGCAGCAGGCAGAACUCGCCCAACAGGAGUGGCUGCAGAUGCAACAAGCAGCACAUCAGGCUCAGUUAGCAGCAGCUUCAGCCACCGCAGCUCAACACGCCCGAUCCUCCCAGGAAGAUGAUGAAGAGGAUGAUAUGUGAUCUCUCUCUCUCUCUCACUCUCUCUCUCUCUCUCUCUCUCUCUCUCUCUCUCUCACUUGCACUCUCUCUCUAUAUAUAUUCUAUAUCUCUUUAUGUCUUUGUCUUUCUCUUUCUCACUCACAGUAUCCGUUUAUAUUGACUUUUUAGAGAAAAAAAAAAAACAUGGCCAGACGGCUGUUUUAUUUGGCUUUCCCCCUUUGUCAAGAUAUUUAGGCUUUUUUUCCCCCCUUCCUUUUAUUUUCAGAGACAUAUUUCUUCAUUAUGAAUUCCUGAUUUUCUUUCAGACAGUUAAAAUAUUUGAAGCCGCCAUAUUGUAUGUGAAUCAUUGUUUUUAGACUUUGGAUCGUAUAAUAUCUCGGCGGCAGAAGAUGCGUUCUGUUUAAUUGUUCUCGGUUUGGUGCAGGAAUGAGUGUUUAAACUCAAAUGCCUCCUAUUUUAGGUGUCCUGUAGAUUUCUUGCUUUUUUGUAUAUGUAAAAAAAUUAUGAGUAACAAAUCUUUUUUUUUUUUUUUUUUUUCUUGGUGAUUUUGAUUUUUACAUCAAUUGUUCCUUCCCGGUUUUGCUCUUUGUGUUGGGCAGAGAGCUGAUCUGGGUUGUAAAGUAGGACUUUUCUUUUUUUGUUUUGUUUUUAGUUGAGUUGGUAAGAGUACAGUGUAUGUAGGAUGCAGCUUUUGUCUGGCCUGUGUUCAUAACAGUAUUGAAAGGAGAGCUACAGAAUGAUAUCUGUCUCUUUAGUACCAAAGAUAGAGAUGAAACUUCAGUCACCAGAUAGUCUUAAGAAAUUCUCUGGACAGUUUUACACUCUUUACAAAAAGAUGCUCUCGUGACUGAUGGCACUGAACUACGCCACCAUCAGUGUCCCUAUAUUGAUAGCAACUAUCAAACUGUAAAAUGUUUUCAUACCCAAGCAGAAGGUUUUUGUUCCUCUGUAUCUCUCUGGUGCAAUGUGUAGAAGUUGCAUUGUGAAUGUGCGGUCAAUUAUUGUGACGAUUGGUAAGUUUUAGUUGAGGCACGUGUUCACAUGGCUUUGCAGGAGCUGUAAGCUGUAUUCUCUAAGCAAUAAAAGUCAACAUGUUUUAUAA